GGGUGCGAGUGCGAGUGGCAGUUUCUUCUUGGAAUUUCAGAAAGGAAACCAAGUAGAGCGCAUCGUAUCCUGGGAGCAUUAGAAAUGGACUAAGAGCUGGGACACGUAGCAAAAGAAGAUAAGCUUUUUCUCUCAAUAGAGUUGAGUGUGCAGUGCGGCCAGCAGCCCCUGCACACAGAAGGAAGCAGGAUCGCCUCACUGUGCUGCCUCCAACACUUACUGACCCAAAAGCAGGUGCUUGCCUGAGGUGAAGCCACGGGAUCCCAGGAUCCAUAGUAUCAGCGCCGCCUGGAAGUGAUUCAUAGGCAUUGUUCAAGAAGGAAGCAGCUAAGACAACAUGAAUGAACAAAUGAAGAAAACGGCAAAGACAAGUGACCAGAAAGGGUCGGGCGGAAGAGCCCUCGACAGAAUGACCCUAAAACAAGACGAGGCGAGGCCAGUCCAGAGUACCAGAGCGGAAGCUCCCCACGUAACAUACACCUUCCACGAUGAAAGUGAGGUUAGCCUGGAGACUGAGGAGGAUGACUUCCCUGACGGAUACCUAGAGUGCAUCAUCCGAGGUGAGUUUUCUGAACCCAUUCUGGAAGAGGAUUUCCUUUUUAAAUCCUUCGAAAGCCUGGAGGAAGCGGAACAAAGCCUUUCUCGCCAGGUUCUGCAAGCCAGUUCCCUUCUCCAGUGUUCUUUGGAGUACAUGACAAAGGGGACAAAGCAAGAGAAGAGAGAGGCCACGCAAGAGGUGCCUCCACAGUCGGUUGGAGCGAGCUCACAGCUUGCAGGCGGUCCUGCAGAGAAGCCAAAGGGCGGUGUGUACUGUAGUGCCUUAUCUAUGCUGGCGUGUCCUCAAGCCGGGUGCACGAAGAAGCUGAGGGAUAAAACCGCCCUGAGGAAGCACAUGCUUGUCCACGGUCCCCGGCGGCACGUGUGUGCAGAGUGUGGCAAAGCCUUCAUUGAGAGCUCAAAACUGAAGCGGCAUUUUCUGGUUCACACCGGAGAGAAGCCAUAUCAGUGCACCUUUGAAGGCUGUGGGAAGCGCUUCUCCCUGGAUUUCAACUUGCGCACCCACAUCCGCAUCCACACCGGGGAGAAGCGCUUUGUGUGUCCUUUUGAUGGCUGCGAGAAGAGCUUUAUUCAGUCAAAUAACCAGAAGAUUCACAUCCUAACCCACACAAAGGCAGGGAAGAAAUGCUGA
Messenger RNA from Mus pahari (shrew mouse), 1189 nucleotides. RefSeq names its product ZFP42 zinc finger protein (gene Zfp42). Gene Ontology annotation, molecular function: RNA polymerase II cis-regulatory region sequence-specific DNA binding; DNA-binding transcription factor activity, RNA polymerase II-specific. The coding region runs from base 338 to 1189 and encodes 283 amino acids. Gene Ontology annotation, cellular component: PcG protein complex; transcription regulator complex. The record is from RefSeq and is a predicted model, not a curated record. The transcript is spliced from 5 exons. Lineage: Eukaryota; Metazoa; Chordata; Mammalia; Rodentia; Muridae. Gene Ontology annotation, biological process: regulation of transcription by RNA polymerase II.